UUAAUGUCACCGCCAACCUCGUUUUCCCUAGUUUAUGCUAAAAGAAACGAAUAAUUAUCGAAAUCGGUGGCAUCUUUGAUAUUUCUGCGAGACUAGGGAUAUAACAGAAUAUCUGAGGAACAUGUAGACGGAAUUUUACUACUGUUGACCGCACCAGGCGAUAAUUAUACGACAUUUUCUGGACCAAAACUCGAGAAUGGUGAACGAAAAGACGCCAUUUUGUAGUGGAUUUUAAACUUGAGAAAUCGCAGGAUUGAAUUUUUGUGUUUGCCACGCUUGUCUGUUGAAUCUUGUGUUCAUGAGAUAGGGCGCACUUUGAAGGAAAAGACUGAUCAUGGCUACUUCACACACAACACUGUCCAGUUUAUGGGUAGAGGAUGGGAAUGGUAGCCCUGUUAAAGCGACACUGGCACCGACCAAAACUCUGGUAAAUGCCACACUAACGGCCGAUGGAAUACUGAAGUAUUACCAAGAAUCUGGUCUGGAACCUAUUGCAAAAGAGGCGGGAAUUUUGAACUCGAACGGCGAUUUAACUAAUUUACGGAACCAACGGAUAAUUCAGACAAAAGGAGCAAAAAUCCCUAUCAUUGCGGUACCGAUGCAGUCCCCUGCGAAGAUGUCUCCAUACAAAGUGGAUGGGCCUCACAUUCUACCAAAAUCAGUAAAUUCAUCACCCGUGAUCCUUGGUACUCCUGGUCGUGGUGGUCAUGCGCCCACAUUCGUCACUGCCAGUCCACAGACACCGCGUCAGGUCAUCAAUACGAUCAAGGUAGAAUCUCCACAACAGUGGCAGGUUGCCGGGAUGAAAAAACGACCAGGAGACUUUUUAGAAGCGGACUUCCUAGAUAGUAAACGCAGUAAAAAAGGGGAGAAGGGUGGUAAGGGCCUACGGCACUUCUCAAUGAAAGUGUGCGAGAAAGUCCAGCGGAAAGGAGUGACAUCCUACAAUGAGGUGGCUGAUGAAUUGGUAGCUGAGUUUAGCGAUCCACGGAAUAUGUCGCCAACUGAUCAGGCUUACGACCAGAAGAAUAUUCGGCGACGUGUCUAUGAUGCUCUGAAUGUGUUGAUGGCGAUGAACAUUAUAUCGAAGGAGAAAAAGGAGAUCAAGUGGAUUGGACUGCCAACUAAUUCAGCUCAGGAAUGUCAAAACCUAGAGGUAGAUAAACAGAGGCUUUUAGACAGAAUAAACUACAAGACGCAACAACUGCAGGAGUUAAUAUUACAGCAAAUUGCGUUCAAGAAUUUGGUUCAGCGUAACCGUGAUCUGCAGCGCAGCCAGGGUGCGCCGGCUGCCAACUCUGCCAUUCAUCUCCCGUAUAUCAUCGUGAACACUAGUAAAAAGACGGUUAUAGACUGUAGCAUCUCCAAUGAUAAAUAUGAAUAUCUGUUUAAUUUUGACAACACGUUUGAAAUUCACGAUGACAUUGAGGUGUUGAAGAGGAUGGGUAUGGCAUAUGGCUUGGAGAAGGGGCAAGCCAGUAUGGAGCAACUUAAGAAGGCCACCAAACUUGUGCCCAAGGCUUUGGAACCAUAUGUUUUAGAUCUUGGUAAAGGGACUUCUUCCGCGUCGUCAGUGAUGCCGGGUCCCAGUGGUUUGCGUCGGGUGGAGGCAGCUGCGUCAUCGGCCAGGAACCUAAGAUUGGAACCUCUCGCCCUCCCUCUCAGCCUAGCCUCGGAUAGCACAGACGCUGAGGUUGCCAUGGCAACGCAGAAUGCUCUCUCACGGCAGUCAAGCAUCGGAUCGUUCUCGGAUAUAGCGCCAUCUAGAGGUGCGACCGAUACGCCAUCGGAAUUGGGAUUUUCCGACGAUGAUGAAUCAGAGCGGUCCAGUCCAGUGGAGUAGGUCGUAAAACACAGUUAGGGACGUUAAAACGGAAACUGCAGGACUUUUGACCAAUUUUGAACCUUUUUAGAGAUCAUCAAGUAUAGUAAUUGCAUUGUUUAAGAACAGUUGCAUUCAUUUCAAAGUAAAGGAGACGAGCUGUGGUCAUUUUGGGAAUUUCAUCUUUGGAUAUGAUCUCGGAUACCCUGAGUUUAAAAGGGUUGAUUAUGUACUUGUGGGGCUGAAGUUAUGAGUACGUGUAAUUUGAGAUUUUUGAUAGUUUCCUGUUGUCCGGGGUCCACCAGAGUUAAGGAGUUGUUAUGACGACGGGUUGUGUUUUAUUGAAGCAGCAAAGGGUGGCAGCACUGAUCUUAAUGUAGGCAGCUACUGCAGGUUACCACGGAGAUAAGAUAAACCUUGCAGCAAUACAUUUCUUGUAAUGAUGGAUCAGUGUUGUGGGGAGACUUCCUACGUAAUAAUCAAAUCAUUGUGUAAAUACCUCGCAUCAAGCCAUAGUUUUCACUCAGUUUUCCAUAUUUGAAUUUUUGCCCCGUUGGAGAAUGUGAAGUCUUGGUUAGAGAUGUUGAUCAUAAUUGGCCAAGCUAGUAUUUGGGUCAGCCCUCGUUGGAAAUGUUCAAUAUGCACAAGUGCGGUCUCUCUAACUGAUUAAUUUUUCUCUUCCUUGCAACUCGGCCACGAAGACAUAAUGAAUGGAGACAAAAUGGUUUAUCACAUCAUGUUAGUUCACCUUGCCUUCACCCCUAUGAUGAUAUGGAUUCUUCCAGUCUAUUAUUAGUUCCAUUAAUUAUGAUCUCUUAGCUUAGAUAGUGAGUACAGUAGUGUGUUCAGCCAUUUCAUAUUGGGAAAAAAAAUGAAAUAAAUUGUUACGGCUUGGUGAUUUGAAACUGUCUGCUUUAUAGAGAUGCUCGUGGUUGGGUGAUGACCAUCAGAUUUUGUUCAAAUUUGCACAGUCUCAAAUGGCAACAGAUUAGAUCAUGGCGUUGCUGCCAAAUUCAAUGGUUGAUUAAUUAAGGCUGAAAUUUUCUCGCUUUUUGAACUUCCGUUUGAUAGUGCAUUUGCAGUAAUAAGACAGUCUCGAAUAUUUCACAAUUUGCAUCAGUUUGAUUUUGAGCAUUUCCUCGGUGAUACCAGUCGUACUUUUCUCAUUUUGUCCAUCCAUAAUAUUCAGAGUAAAUUGUUUGUGCACAAAUAUCACCCUUUUCCACCUUCAUUAUUGCUACAUUUACAUAUUUUUGUAUAAAGUGUAGAUGGUAUGAAGAAAACUCAACACAUUGAACAAAUACCUAUCUUUAUUGUUGUAAUUUUAACUCAACAGUUGCAUUCUGUACUUGAUUUGUACCAAUGGGUGAACUAUCAUAUAAUUGCCUCGUAUAAAUCCUCAAAAAUAGCUCUGAAAAUCCAAUUUUUUCAGAACCACAUUUGCCAUAUAGAAUCAUUGCAUGAUUUUCGGUUGGAAUUUUAAUGAGAUUUUCAAAUAUUUCGGGCCACUAUUUGAUAGUUCACAGUGUCUCCUAGGUUAUACUAGGAGUGGUAUGUGUAGUUGCUAUGGUGGUGGGUUGGUUGCUAUGGAAACUGUUGCUUUGGUCACCAUAGGCUACAAUGCAUUUUUAAUCGAGGCACCAGCCUUAGCAAUAUGGUCGGUAAAUGUUGUAGUUUGCCCUGUGUUUAAGUUCCCCCAAACUCGCGUCGGGGUGGGGAGGUCACAUUCUAUGGAUUCACUUUGGACAAAUACACAGGCUAAACUUCAGAUUGAGAGGAUUCCACUUUAGGUUCUUUUGUCCAGCAGGGUGAACCAAAACAAAUCUGUAAGAUGUGUCAGAUCUCCUCAGGUUGACAUACCCCGCCAAAAACCUUAAGUGGACUGGCCCUGUUUCACCAAUAGAGGGCAUGCUGAUGACGUCAUCACAGCAGAUGAUUCCAGUUGGGACGUCAAAUUUACACCACUGAUCCGCGUUUGCCAACAGUGGCAGUAGUGAAAGUGUGUCGAGGUGAGUGGGGUCAAGGGCACAGAAGGUUCUGCAUGACCUCUAUAUAAGUGGGUUUACCCUGUAUAUAAACGUUGUCCACAGUGACAUUUGUUUGAAUUGUGACCUUGAAUUGGCUGAUAUAAUAUGAUUGAAGGUUUUUCUGUUCGAUGCAGUUUGAUUCUCAGGGAAAGUUUAAAUGAAAUAGACGUUUUACUGCAGGGUGUAUGAAAGAUUUUUACUCAAAAUAACAUUUCACAUUAGCUUUGCUCAUCAAAUUUUCGUUGCUGCUUAAUAAUGCUUUGCAAAUGGCCACGAGCAGGAUAUGGAAUAGAUAGCAAUUGUAUUAUUUUUCAUACACCCUCUGUGACAAGUUUUCUCAAGUGCUUGUAAAAGGUUGUGUGAAAGUUUUCAAGGGGUUACAGGGACAAAUUAUUACUUAUUUUGCACCAGAUUAUGAUGAAGGGCAAACCUAAAGUUAUUCCUUUACCGCCUGCAAUGCUACAUUUAUGCUUUAGUAAGAACAGGACUAAGUCUCUGUACUCAGGACACCAAUGGAUAUUUUCAAUUAAAACUCUGUCAUCGGGACUCCGCUAUUAGGGCAGCGUGUAGCUGUCCCGAAGGGUGUCAUUGUGAUUCCAGGGUUGACCAUUAAUGUACUUCUACUUAAAAUUGGAUGUGCAGUAGGAUUAUUAAAAUGUUCAUGAUUGUUUUAUACAUUGUGACAUAUUAUGUGAACUAAGAGUGAUGUCAUCGCUUCAUACCAUGAAGUAUUGGUCGGUGAUAAUAGAAUGAAUAAGAUCAUCAAUUAUACCCUUCCAACAAUAGUGUCAAUAUCUCGCGUCAACCCAGCAUAUUUUCAUUGACAAGUCUUUUCGUUUAUUGUUGUUGUGUAGGCCAAAUCAAUGAAGAGUCCUUUUACGUAAGUGAUUCAAAUUAGUAUAGCAGUUUAAACAGGCUCCAUAGACUUGACGGAAUGUUUUGUUGAGGGUGAAAGAAACUGAAAGGAUUGCCUUUGGCCCCUGACAAACAAUUCCAGCAAAGCUCUAGUGGCCCGUAACUGGUAUAUUGAUUUGAAUCCCCACCAUGCCCAUGACCUACUGAUUCAGAAAGGCAUUUGGAUUGAGGUCUCAUCUGCUUCAUUUGUAUUUUGUAUUCCUGGUUUCCUGCAGUUGCAGCCUCAGUACAGAAUUUGUAGCAUUAAUAACAACUCCAUAUUUAAGUGUUUGCUCUUGCACCCUCUAUUGCUUGUGCCAGUCCCCUGCACCAUGUAUAUUAGCAUAUUAUAUGAUAAUGAGAUGAUUUGUUGUAAAUACAUUACAGUCAUUCCAUGAAUCUGUAUUGUUUUUAUAAUCCGGAAAAUAAUGCAUGAUUAUUACACGCCAAUUGUAUAUAGACUAGCGAGAAGAAAACCAUGAAAAAAAUUAUAAAAUCCCUAUAAAUUGCAAAUAACUGAAGUGCGAGAGAGCUCUUGUUACAGAGUGAAGAAAGAAUAAUUUUGUGGUGCGCUGUAAUGUUGUCCUUCAGAAGAGAUGUAUUUUUGUUGGCACAUUGAGGACAUGGCAUCUAAAGCACCCAUGAGAUGGGCGAUUUUUAUCACCGUGACCUGCAGUCAUAAUUUCAUGUGAGAGAAAUCUUGUUCACAGUUGUCAUCACAGGGACCCAAGACUCAGUGAUCGCAGCAACCUGUAAUCACCAGCACCGAUUUGGUAAUAAUUGUUGCAUGACGCAGUGAUAAAAAUCACUUGUUUGCAAAAAGGGCUUUAGUUAGGGUGGUUGCAUAGUUCAAGGAAACAGUGUUUUGGGGUCAUCUUUAAAGUACUGACCCAUUCUCUAACUACAUGUGCUUCUCUCUGUAUCCUUUACAAGCUAAUUUAUGGCCCGACAUGGUCCGAGUUUGAGUAAAGACAUAGUUUCUUCUAAGGAAGGUCUUGACUUGUAUAUUGAAAGCUGGAUUAGGGUAAAUGAUCUCAGGGGUAGGGUGGAUCUGGGGAGUGGCACCUUUCUCCUUAUCUGCCUUUGAUAUUAGGAAUUCCCUCCAGGGCACCCCCUCAUUGUCAAGGUCCGCUUUCUCAUUCUGGAUCUGCCCCCGACAGCGGACUUACAUGUCGUUCCCAAGUUCCUGCUGAUCCUGCCCUGAAUCUUGCCGCCCUGGGCAUGGUUGUUCAAAACAAGUGGUGUUAAGUCCAAGGGCUCAACUGACGCGAGUGACGGAAUUUGUUUCGAACAACCAGGCCUUUGUGAUUGAAUUCAAUGGCAGAAUUGAAUUUUUGGUAUAUUUGGGACAAGGGAAGUGGAAAGGACUUGAGGCAAGAUGGGAAAAAACAUUUCAUAUUAACUUCAAUGUACAGAUGUACUGUCACUGUUCGAGAUAUCAGGAGAUAGACAAAUGAAUUGUUUUCCUCAAAUGGUAAGAUAAUUGUUUUCCUCAAAUGGUAAGAUUAAGGCACACCAUUAUAUUAUUUCUCGGUUACUUUUUUCCAGUAAUUUAAUUGAUUGAUUGAUUGAUUGAUUAUUAGAACCAUUAUGAUAUGGUUCCAUGUGUACAUGUAUAUUAUUAUUAUGAAUUACAAAAGGGAACUCUGUGACCACCCUGACCAAUUUGAAAUAAAGGUUAGAACGUAGUGUUGUAAGGAAAAGUUUGCUCUAGUUUUCAAAAUUGUAACAAUUAGAGAAAGGCUUUUUAAUACAACCAGUAUUUAUAGUUUGUCCCAUUCAACAAACUACAAUAAAAUCUUCAAUUUUGAAA
Molecule: messenger RNA, 6556 nt
Organism: Lineus longissimus
Lineage: Eukaryota; Metazoa; Nemertea; Pilidiophora; Heteronemertea; Lineidae
Product: transcription factor Dp-1-like
Exons: 12
Coding region: 335-1843 (502 amino acids)
Biological process (GO): regulation of cell cycle; regulation of transcription by RNA polymerase II
Cellular component (GO): nucleus; transcription regulator complex
Molecular function (GO): RNA polymerase II transcription regulatory region sequence-specific DNA binding; DNA-binding transcription factor activity, RNA polymerase II-specific
Source: RefSeq, a predicted model, not a curated record